AUGGACAGUAAUGAGCAAGAAUUCUUUGAAAAGCAGGGCAUAUACUAUGUUGAUACCAUUGCAAAAGGCGGCUAUGGUAUUAUCUAUUAUGUUUAUUCCAAGAAUUAUGACGAUUACUUUGCAUUAAAAAAGAUUCAGCAAAAACAUUUUAAUCCCAACGAAAUUAACUGCUUAAUUUCUAUUAAUAAUCCACUAACAAUUAACCUUUAUCAGUGUUUCAGGUUUCAAGGAUAUGUCUACAUGCUUAUGGAGUUCUGUCAAGAAGAUCUCAAUCAAUUUAUUAUUGAUCAAGUUGAAAUUAGCCCAGAACUCUUACAAAAAUAUAUUCAUGGAAUGUUACUCGCUAUUAAAGCUUGCCACGACAGAAAUAUCGCUCAUCUUGAUAUCAAGCCAUCCAAUUUUUUAUUAGAUAAGCAGGGACGCGUUAAGGUGUGUGAUUUUGGCCUUUCCUGCCAGUUUAAUCAGGAUGAAAAUACUUCCGAACAUAAAGGAACACUCUACUUUAUGGCCCCUGAAGUUUUAGAAAGGAAAGAAUACAAUCCGAAGAAGGCAGACAUUUGGUCCCUUGGCGUUACAUUCUAUUACAUGUAUGCAAGGUGCUACCCAUAUAUGGGCAAGGACAGAACAACAAUGCUAAAUGCGAUUAAUGAAAAUCAGUUGGCAAAGUACAAGAUCCAUGAUAGAAAUCUCAGGAACAUGGUCGUUAAGUGCCUGAACCUGAACCCUAAUAAUCGUCCAUCAAUCGAUGAACUCCUCCAAAUGGAAUAUUUUGAUACUCUUUCUGCUGGAAUUAAGCUCCAGAAGAACAACAGAGUUAAUGUAAGAAGCCACAAUGCAAUCAUAAUUAAGCCUGAAGCGAAGAUGUUUUCCGAUUCAAUGUUCAAAAAUUGUAAUAAUUUGAUAUUUAAGCGUAGAAUGUCAAAAUAA
Trichomonas vaginalis G3 is the source of this 927-nucleotide messenger RNA. Its product is annotated as protein serine/threonine kinase protein. Gene Ontology annotation, biological process: protein phosphorylation. Gene Ontology annotation, molecular function: ATP binding; protein kinase activity. NCBI's taxonomy places the organism in Eukaryota, Parabasalia, Trichomonadida, Trichomonadidae. The record is from RefSeq and is a predicted model, not a curated record. The coding region runs from base 1 to 927 and encodes 308 amino acids. The transcript has a single exon.